Molecule: messenger RNA, 2215 nt
Organism: Psammomys obesus (fat sand rat)
Lineage: Eukaryota; Metazoa; Chordata; Mammalia; Rodentia; Muridae
Gene: Srms
Product: src-related kinase lacking C-terminal regulatory tyrosine and N-terminal myristylation sites
Exons: 8
Coding region: 177-1700 (507 amino acids)
Biological process (GO): cell surface receptor protein tyrosine kinase signaling pathway; cell differentiation; protein phosphorylation
Cellular component (GO): extrinsic component of cytoplasmic side of plasma membrane
Molecular function (GO): non-membrane spanning protein tyrosine kinase activity; ATP binding; signaling receptor binding
Source: RefSeq, a predicted model, not a curated record
CUGUCACUUCCCAUCCCGUGCCAAGUAGGGAUGUGGGCAGGAAGCACGGGGUAGCCUGGCUGUCCCACCAGCCUUUCCGGUUUCUCCCUCGCACCCUGGGCUCUUGGUGCAUGGUUGUAUAGUGCCCGUCAGCGGCAGCACCGAGGGCCCAGAGUGCUGACCCCGAGGCCGGCUCCAUGCGCCUUCGUCCGCAACAAGGUCCCCUAGGCAUGGAGCCCUUCCUCCGGAAGCGGCUCACUUUCUUGUCCUUUUUCUGGGAUAAGAUAUGGCCAGCGGGUGAGUCGGAGGAAGACAUCCCCCAGGUCCAGGGACUCGAUGACAACCCAGUCCGGGAGCAGCCUGCUGCCAUUGAGCCUUGCAUCUUCCCAGCCCCACCAGCCCGACUCUUCCGCGCGCUCUACGACUUCACGGCUCGAUGUGCAGAGGAGCUGAGCGUCAGCCGCGGGGACAGACUCUACGCCCUCAAGGAGGAGGGCAACUACAUCUUUGCCCAAAGGCUCUCUGGGCCGCCUAGCACCGGACUGGUUCCAGUCACUUACCUAGCCAAGGCUACCCCUGAGACGCCCUCAGACCAACCUUGGUACUUCAGUGGAAUCAGCAGGACUCAGGCCCAGCAGUUGCUCUUGUCCCCUGCCAAUGCACCAGGAGCCUUCCUUAUCCGGCCCAGUGAAAGCAGCAUCGGGGGAUAUUCUCUGUCAGUCCGGGCCCAAGCCAAAGUCUGCCACUAUCGCAUCUCCGUGGCACCCAGUGGUAGCCUCUACCUUCAGGAGGGCCGGCUCUUCCCCAGCCUGGAUGCAUUGCUGGCUUACUACAAGACCAACUGGAAGCUGAUCCAGAACCCUCUGUUGCAGCCCUGCAUACCUCAGAUGCCCCUGGCUCAGGAUGAGUGGGAACGGCCACGUUCAGAAUUUGUCCUUCGGAGAAAGCUGGGCGAAGGCUUCUUCGGGGAGGUAUGGGAAGGCCUGUGGCUGGGCACUACACCUGUGGCGGUGAAGGUUAUUAAGUCAGCUGACAUGAAGCUGGCAGACCUCACCAAGGAGAUUGAGGCACUGAAGAGCCUGAGGCAUGAGCGGCUGAUCCGGCUGCAUGCUAUAUGUUCCCUGGGAGAACCCGUGUACAUCGUCACUGAACUCAUGGGCAAGGGCAACCUGCAGAUCUACCUGGGCAGCCCGGAGGGAAAGGCCCUGAGCCUACUUCAUCUACUGGGGUUUGGCUGCCAGGUAGCAGAGGGCAUGAGCUACCUGGAGGAGCAGCGUGUUGUCCACCGGGACUUGGCUGCCAGGAACGUGCUGGUGGGUGAUGACCUCACCUGCAAGGUAGCUGAUUUUGGCCUGGCCAGGCUGCUCAAGGACGACGUCUACUCCCCAAGCAGUGGCUCCAAGAUCCCCGUCAAGUGGACGGCACCCGAGGCAGCUAAUUAUCGUGUCUUCUCCCAAAAAUCAGAUGUCUGGUCCUUCGGCAUCCUGCUGUAUGAGGUCUUCACCUACGGCCAGUGUCCCUAUGAAGGAAUGACCAAUCACGAGACACUACAGCAGAUUAGUCGUGGGUACCGGCUGCCACGCCCAGCGGUCUGUCCGGCAGAGGUCUAUGCGCUCAUGGUGGAGUGCUGGAAGGGCAGCCCCGAGGAGCGUCCCACCUUUGCCACACUGAGGGAGAAGCUGAACGCCAUACACAGGCGCCUCCAUCUGGGCCUCACGUGACCAGGUCUCCAGACCCACAGGCAGUGGCUAGGGCAGCUGUUUCCUGAAGGGUGUCUCCCAAGGAAACAGAAUGCACGUGGGAGCUGCUGCACAACUGGGAAGCGCAGCAGCCGCCAAGCUCCAACGUGAGGACUCCUUCACUGACAUAGACUGGUACUUACAUGUGCACACCAGAUGGACGCGUGCAGACUGGGCCUGGUCAUAAGCGCUCACUUAGGUAGAAGUGAGGGCUGAUAGCCUCCUCCUGGCAUAGUUUGACUCCCUGCUGUCUCCAGGGUGUUGAUAACUUGUAGAAAGGGAGCUGUAAGGAAGUGCUGGGUGGAGGAGUACCGGCAGAACCAGCAGUUUGCUCCUGGCCCUCACCUCGGCUCUCUCCCAGAAACCAAAGAUGAGAAUACCAGUUUCCCUCAGGUCUCACUGUGGAUUUGGUUAAGCAGCCAGCAUUAGGGCUCUGGAGCAUAUCUCACCAGUACCUGCUGUGUCCUCAGAAGGGACAACAGCACCCCUCCCCCCCC